Molecule: messenger RNA, 2756 nt
Organism: Chroicocephalus ridibundus (black-headed gull)
Lineage: Eukaryota; Metazoa; Chordata; Aves; Charadriiformes; Laridae
Product: caspase-10-like
Exons: 12
Coding region: 793-2424 (543 amino acids)
Biological process (GO): regulation of apoptotic process; proteolysis
Molecular function (GO): protein binding
Source: RefSeq, a predicted model, not a curated record
CGGGCUGGAGGUUCACAACCCCCGAGGCCGAGUACUGAGAGGGUCCUGGCCCGGGCUCGGCCAGAAGGGCGGCCCAGCGCGGCCGCUUCCCGGCGCUCGGCCCGGCCCGGCCCCGGGGGGCGCCGCUGCGCUCCGUGGGAGCCCGCCCGCCCACUGGCAGUGGGGUGGCGCUCCAGGACGUGCCCCCAACCCCUUGUCCCCGAUCGACUCUGUCCCCCUUUCCGCCCCCGCCAUCGGGGAUGCCGCCUCCUUCCCGCACAGCCUCGGCUGGCAGCGCCUUCACCCCCAGCUCCGGCAGGGCGCAAGGUUCCGCGCCCUACCCCCGCGGGGAGGUGUGGCGUCGUGACUCAGCACUCGGGCGCGCACCGCCGGCUCUCGGCUGGCCGGGAAUAAACCGGGAAGCGCUGAGCGCCGCCCCGAGAGUGGCUGCCGAGAGAGGGGACGGGGUCGGAAGUCACGUAAGAGGAUAUAUCGCAAAACAUAAAUUAGAGGCGCUGAUCCAGCACCUUCCUGUGCAUCGAUGUUCUGCUUGCUAAUGCCCUGCUAGCUCUAGCUGUGUUAGCGUGAGCCACAGCAGACCUGGGGAGCAGUAUCAAGCUCCCAGGAUGAAGAUCACAUCACUGGCAGGCACUGGAAAAGUCUCAGACUGGACUCGGUGACCGAUGGGAACUGGAUUCCGGAUCUGUAUCAAAGGCAGACAAACAGACAGACCCCUCCUCAGAUGAUGGCCGUUGAAGAAAGAGCUGACCCCUUUGAUCCCUCAACUUUUAUACUGAGCAUGAGGCAGAUGGCAUGGAAUACCCUGUUGGUCAGUUUUGGGUCACCUGUCCUGUCUGCUUCUCCCUGCAGGCAGAGAUUGUUGGUUCCAGCAACAUGGAGGAUGAUGCAAGCCUGAAGUUCCGUACACAGCUUCUGCUCCUUGAUGAAAAUCUGGUGGCUGAAGAUGUAGCAGCUUUAAAAUUUCUCUGUACUGACUUGCUCCCCUUCAAGAAACUAGAAAAUGUGAAGUCAGCAGUGGACAUCUUUCAGCUUCUUAUGGCUGAAGAAUAUCUGAAUGAGGAAGACACUUUCCUGCUAGCUGAACUCUUAUACAGAAUUAAAUGUCACUCCUUGCUCAAGAAACUUGGUUAUACCAAGGAGAAAGUCCAAGAAUGUCUGCACGAGAAGGGAAAAGUGUCUCCGUACAGGCAGAUGCUGUAUGAAUUGUCAGAGAACAUUACUGGUGACAUGUUGAAGGAUAUCAUAUUCCUCCUGCAAAACUGUCUUCCAAGGCGACGGAUAACUCUUUCUGCUCUGGAAUUGCUGAUUUUAUUGGAAAAACAGGGCCUUUUAACUGAAAACAAUGUACAGAUACUGGAGGACGUCUGUAUGCAGGUUUCACCUGAUCUUCUGGAAACAGUAAGCUGCUACAGAAAGGCAAAAGUGUCUCUGCCACAGCAGGAGAACACUCUCCCAAUUAAGGAAUCUUCACUGUUUCACACUGGAGACAUCAGAGUAUUCACUUCCCCACAGGAGACCUCAAUCAAAUCCGUCGGUUCUAAUAUCGAUGAUAACAAAGCAGCUAAUCUUACACAAGGCUUCUCUGAAAUGAACCUGGAGCUGCCUGGAGAAUUCAGCAAUGUGGAAAAUGAAUCCAAGAUGACAAGCUACAAAAUGGAUGGACCCCACAGAGGAUUUUGUCUUGUUAUUAAUAACGUUGAGUUCGAUGGGUCUCUUCAGGAGAGGAAAGGUUCUUGCAAAGAUGCUGAGGAACUGGAGCGAGUAUUCACAUGGCUUGGUCUGGAUGUUUGGACUUACAAAAAUCAGACGUCCUGGGAGAUUAAAGAUCUCAUGCGAACUUGGCAGCAUUUGCAAGAUCACAAAGAUAGGGACUGUUUUAUAUGUUGUAUUCUAUCUCAUGGAGAGUCAGGAGCGAUCUAUGGGAAAGACGAGGAACUUGUAUCAAUUCGCAUGAUCAUGUCCCACUUCACUGCCAAACAAUGUCCACAGCUGUUUGAAAAACCCAAACUCUUCUUCAUCCAAGCAUGCCAGGGUAAAGAGAUACAGCGUCCUGUCUAUGUUGAAGCUGAUGCACAAAUUCCUGAGUUGCCUUCCAUGCAACAGAGCGUUUCUCCUUCCGAAAGUAUUCCUGAAGAGGCCGAUUUCCUCCUAGGCAUGGCCACAAUUGAUGGAUAUGCCUCUUUCCGGCACAUUCAACAGGGUACUUGGUAUAUUCAGUCCCUGUGCAGCAAGCUACAGUUGUUGGUACCAAGGGGUGAGGAUAUUUUGUCAAUUCUUACAGAAGUUAAUGAAGAUGUGGGCAGACGUGUUGACCGCCUGGGGACAAAGAAGCAGAUGCCCCAACCGGCGUAUACCUUAAGAAGAAAAUUUAUAUUCCCAGUACCUAGAGAUCCUCCUCCUUCACAGCAACACCGAGGCUUUUAAAAUACGUCCUUUUAUCAGUACAUCUCAUUUAAAUGCAAUUCACCACACUACCUGUUCUAAGGCAUUAUUAUUAUUACCCAGAAGUAUAUCUGUAUAGGUUUAUCAGAUUGAUUAACUUUGUUAAGCAUUACAUUUUCUGAUUAUUGUUUCUUGUUUUAAGAUCUAAAAUAACAGCCAUAUGAGAAAUAAGGCUUCUUGUUGAUUAAACUUCUAACAGAGCAUUUUGUGAGUUAACUGAAGUAAUGUCAAGUUGUUUUGUUAUGACCAUUUACUAUGUACGUCGGUUGUGUCCUUCCUGUUUGUUACUGCAUUAAAUUUAUACUUCUUUUUAA